AUGAUGUUGUUACUAGCAGCGGGUAUCAAUGCUGGUGGCAUUGCUAUCUACUGGGGUCAAAACGGGGGUGAGGGCACGUUGGCUGAGACUUGCUCGACAGGGAACUAUGAUUUCGUCAACCUUGCGUUUCUUCCAACUUUUGGAAACGGUCAAACCCCCAUGAUUAAUCUUGCAGGUCACUGUGAUCCAUACAGCAAUGGCUGCACCAAUUUAAGCUCUGAAAUCAAAUCAUGUCAAACUAAAGGAAUCAAAGUGAUGCUGACCAUUGGAGGAGCAGCUGGGAGCUACUACCUCACCUCUGCUGCAGAUGCCAAACAAGUCGCCACUUACCUUUGGAAUAACUUCUUAGGUGGGAAAUCAUCCACACGUCCUCUUGGUGAAGCUGUUUUAGAUGGAAUCGACUUUGAUAUUGAAGGAGGAACCACCCAACACUGGGAUGACCUUGCCAGGUAUCUUUCUGGAUACAGCAGUCGAGGCAAAAAGGUGUACUUGACAGCAGCUCCUCAGUGUCCUUUCCCAGAUGCAUAUAUUGGAACUGCCCUUAAAACAGGUCUUUUUGACUAUGUUUGGGUUCAGUUCUAUAACAACCCUCCUUGUCAGUACUCGGGAGGUAUGACCAGUUUUGAAGAUUCUUGGAAACAGUGGACUUCUGAGAUCCCAGCAACCAAGAUUUUCUUGGGGCUGCCUGCAUCACCUACAGCUGCAGGAAGCGGGUAUAUCUCUGUUGGUGACCUAACUUCCAAAGUGCUUCCAGGAAUCAAAGGUUCUGCAAAAUAUGGAGGAGUUAUGUUGUGGGAUAAGUACCAUGAUGAUCAAACUGGAUACAGUUCUUCCAUCAAAACCCAUGUGUAG
Molecule: messenger RNA, 852 nt
Organism: Lactuca virosa
Lineage: Eukaryota; Viridiplantae; Streptophyta; Magnoliopsida; Asterales; Asteraceae
Source: the annotation of a GenBank genome assembly